This is a messenger RNA of Aphidius gifuensis, 1191 nucleotides long. RefSeq names its product exosome complex component RRP41 (gene Ski6). The transcript is spliced from 2 exons. The record is from RefSeq and is a predicted model, not a curated record. Bases 101 to 928 code for a protein of 275 amino acids. Gene Ontology annotation, biological process: nuclear mRNA surveillance; rRNA catabolic process; U4 snRNA 3'-end processing. Gene Ontology annotation, cellular component: cytoplasmic exosome (RNase complex); nuclear exosome (RNase complex); nucleolus. Lineage: Eukaryota; Metazoa; Arthropoda; Insecta; Hymenoptera; Braconidae.
UAAAUUUGGUUGCACAUGUCUUAAUGUCUAUGAUCAUUUGAGGUUACAAGUGUUUAUUUAUUUAUUUAUAUUGUAAAUUUAUUAUUAAAAAAAUAUUAAAAUGGAUCAUGAUUUAGUACAAGAUCAUGGUGGUUUACGUGUUGAUGGUAGAAAACCACUGGAAUUACGUCAAAUUCGUGUUAGAAUGGGUGUAUUUGGACAAGCUGAUGGUAGUGCAUAUUUAGAACAAGGAAAAACAAAAAUAUUAGCUACUGUUUAUGGUCCACAUCAGCCAAGAGGUGCAGCAGCAAGAAGUACUGCAAAUAAAUCAACAAAAGGUCUUGUUAAUUGUCAAUACAGUAUGGCUGUAUUUUGUUUAAGUUCUGGUGAAAGAAAAAGAAGACCAAGAGGUGAUAAAAAAACUCAAGAAAGAUCAAUACAACUUAGACAUGCCAUGGAAGCAAUAUUAAAUCUUGAAACAUUUCCACGUUCACAAAUUGAUAUAUUUAUUGAAGUACUUCAAGUUGAUGGUGGUGAUUAUUGUGCUGCUGUUAAUGCAGCAACAAUUGCACUUAUUGAUGCUGGUAUACCAAUAAAAGAUUAUGCUAUUGGUUGUACAGUAACAUUACCAGAUUCAUCAGUUAAAUAUGAUGAUGAAAUUGGUGGUAUUGGUAUACUUGAUGCAAAUAAUCUUGAAGAAUAUGGACCAGGUGUUACAUUAUCUGUUGUUGCAUUACCAGAAACAAUUAAUGAAGUUACAAAAGAACCAGGUCUUAUUGUUAUUGCUCAAGGUUCUGGACAACGUCUUCAUCUUAGUAAACUUGAAGGAAUGAAAAGUAGAGCAUUAUUUGGUUGUAUGAAUAUUAAAAAAAUUCUUGAUUUAGCUGUUAGACAACAUCUUAAUUCAAAUUCACUUCCAUCAUUAUUUAAUGUACAUACUUUAGAAUAAAUAAUUAAAUAAAUUCAAUAAAUUUCUCUUUUAUUUUUAUUAACAAUACUAUAUUCAAUUAGUUCAUAAUUUGUGAAAAAAAAAUAUGAUCAAAAAUUUACAAAAAAAUAUACUUUUAACAAUAUAAGUAAUUUUUUUUUUUUUUCAUUUAAUUAUUUGAUAUAAAUUCUAAAUUUUAUUUCCAUAACUGGUGUAUAAAAAUAGUAAAUUAAUUAUUUAUUUAUAAUUUUGCAUCUGGAUGUCUUUCCAUGAUCAUACCAACA